GAAAUUGAUGAGAAAAAAAUUUCGACGGAAUAAAUACAUUUGAGAAAUUAGGCUUCAAUAUCUUGGAUAAUGGUAGUAUGGAAAUUAUCAUUCACAGUUUGAAUUAAUUAAAAAAAAUAAUAAUAAUAAUAAUACUCCGAGCUCUCCUUUUUGUAAGCGCUCGUUCCUCGGACUUUACUGUUCAUCAGUGUCCUCAAGAAGAAGAAAAACACAAAAGCAUGAAGCGAUUUUUCCAACCAAUUGAAAAAGAUGGAUCUUUCAAGAAACCCACCAUUUCUUGUGUCUCUUCUUCAGACAAAGAUGGUGAACAAACAACGACAACACAAACGAUUUCUGAGACUGCUAGUGACAACAAGAAAGAGCCAACGAAGUUCUUGACAUGGAAUGCUAAUAGCUUUCUUCUUAGGAUCAAGAACAACUGGACUGAGUUCACUGAAUUCAUUGAGAAUCUUGACCCUGAUGUCAUUGCCAUACAGGAAGUAAGAAUGCCAGCUGCUGGUUCCAAAGGCGCACCUAAGAACCCAAGAGAGUUAAAAGAUGAUACCAGCUCUUCACGUGAAGAAAAACUGGUGGUGACACGGGCCUUAUCAAGUCCACCAUUCAAAAAUUAUAAUGUUUGGUGGUCUCUUUCGGACUCAAAAUAUGCUGGAACUGCAUUAUUCAUCAAAAAGUGUUUUCAACCAAAGAAGGUUUCCUUUUCGCUUGAUGCAACAGGUUCUAAGCAUGAACCAGAUGGUCGAGUUAUUUUGGCUGAAUUUGAGACAUUCCGAAUAUUAAACACAUACGUUCCAAACAAUGGGUGGAAAGAGGAGGAAUCUUCAUUUCCGAGGAGAAGAAAAUGGGACAAAAGAAUGCUAGAAUUUGUUCUUGCAACUUCAGAUAAACCCCUUAUUUGGUGUGGUGAUCUUAAUGUGAGUCAUGAGGAUAUUGAUGUAAGUCAUCCAGAAUUUUUCAGUGCAGCCAAGCUCAAUGGUUACAUUCCACCGAACAAAGAGGAUUGUGGUCAACCUGGAUUUACCCUGGCUGAAAGGAGGAGGUUUGGUACCAUAUUAAAAGAAGGAAAGCUAGUAGAUGCAUAUAGAUUUCUUCACAAGGACACGGACAUGGAACGUGGCUUCUCGUGGUCGGGAAAUCCUGUUGGGAAGUAUCGUGGGAAAAGGAUGAGAAUAGAUUACUUUAUUGUAUCUGAGAAAUUGAAAGACAGGAUUGUUUCAUGCGAGAUGCAAGGACGAGGGAUCGAAUUGGAUGGUUUCUAUGGGAGUGACCAUUGUCCAGUAGUCCUUGAACUUUCUGAGAAGGAUGCAGAUACCAAACAAGGGAAAAAAAGAAGCCACAGAAGAUUUGUCACUCUAUGUCUUCAGCUAAGAGCCUUCUCUAUUCUUAGGGGCUGUUUGGUAGAGCGUAAAAGAAUAAUAUUGAAUGAAGUAUAUUAGCAAUGCUUUCAUUGGUUCUGAUACAUUGUUUAGUUUAAUAUUGUCAUUAAUCAAGCUAAUGCAUGUGUUGAAAUUUUUGUAUUACUGAAAAAAGGUGAUAUUAGUAAUAC
Capsicum annuum is the source of this 1543-nucleotide messenger RNA. RefSeq names its product DNA-(apurinic or apyrimidinic site) endonuclease. The record is from RefSeq and is a predicted model, not a curated record. Bases 219 to 1433 code for a protein of 404 amino acids. Gene Ontology annotation, molecular function: phosphoric diester hydrolase activity; double-stranded DNA 3'-5' DNA exonuclease activity; DNA-(apurinic or apyrimidinic site) endonuclease activity. Gene Ontology annotation, cellular component: nucleus. NCBI's taxonomy places the organism in Eukaryota, Viridiplantae, Streptophyta, Magnoliopsida, Solanales, Solanaceae. Gene Ontology annotation, biological process: base-excision repair. The transcript is spliced from 10 exons.